This is a messenger RNA of Porites evermanni, 1277 nucleotides long. The record is from the annotation of a GenBank genome assembly. Lineage: Eukaryota; Metazoa; Cnidaria; Anthozoa; Scleractinia; Poritidae.
AUGGGCCAUUAUUCAAAGGGAUCUGAAAAACCACCCUUAAAGGGAGACCGCCUUCGUCUGUACAGCAUGCGAUUCUGUCCCUUUGCUCAGGUACUGUACUCACGCACUGUAGCACUCUGAACAAUCCGACUUUCGCUUGCAGUAAUAGGCGUGCCAAGUCAUGCUACUGCCGUGCUUUGCUGUCGUGCUAUACUAAGGAAAUAUACUAAGGGCGAAUGUACAUUAAUUUGAUCAACUGAGUAAGGAUGUAGCACGACGUUUGAAACGGGCCUUGGCCGUUCAGGGAUUCUAUUUUCGCCACCCAGAAAUCAACUAGGCGAGUAAAGAGUUCUAACAGUUUUUCAAACUAAGCCAUCUAAUCUUCAUUUGCAAACCUUUAUUUAAAGUUCAUCCCGGUACGUCUCUGAUCGCACCCUGCCUUUAUAUUAUUUUUCUUGAAACAUCCUGCACUACCCACCCUAUAAUGACCCCAAGCGGGAUCAGAAGUAAGUUUCUCUUUGUAAUAUCAGUGCUUUAUAAAACAGAGUGGUUAUGAGAAUUAGAAAUUAUAAUUAAGUAUACUUGGAAAUUUUUUAAUAAAGGUUGAAUAAAGUUAGGGACGUGAUCACACAAAAUGAAUUCAAUUGAUACUUUUAACUUCUCCCCAAUAUAUGAGGACAAGAAACAAGAAAUUAUACUUAGCUAUCAGGGAUUAUAGGGUUAAAGGGACAGGUUCAAGGUUAAGCACAUGUUCAUUAAUUGAGUUACUUUUUUCCAAAUUAUUAUUUAUUCUAUCGGUUAAUAAUCCCACUCACAUGUAUCUCAGCGAUCUCAGAGUGUAAUUCAAAGUAGAACUGUAUUUCAGGGUUACCCGAAGUAGAAUGGAGGAGUACUAAAAUCACAGGAAAAAUUAGUGGAUUAUGCCUGCACUACCAACGUUGAAUUUAUUGUUGACUUGAAGUUUUUACUCCAUGGUUGAUUAAUUUACAGCUAUUUGCAAAUAUUUAAGUUGAUCAAGUGCAAGUGAGUGCUAGAGGAGUGUGCAGAUUGGUUCUUUGACAAUAUUAUGACAUGAUCAUAUUGCUUGCAUAGAUGAUACAGCAUGACCUGGCAGAAAAACAACAUUUUGAUAAAUGAGCAUGCGCUGAACCGUGAACCUGUCCCUUGAUGUAAUCUCCUGAUGAGUUCAUCAUAUAAUCUAUCUACAGAGAGCCCGUCUCGUUUUAGCUGCUAAAGGCAUCAAUUAUGAGUGCGUGAACAUCAACUUAAAGGACAAACCCGAUUGGUUCUUUGAGUUA